Castor canadensis (American beaver) is the source of this 1110-nucleotide messenger RNA. Its product is annotated as olfactory receptor 6C2-like. Gene Ontology annotation, molecular function: olfactory receptor activity; G protein-coupled receptor activity. Lineage: Eukaryota; Metazoa; Chordata; Mammalia; Rodentia; Castoridae. Gene Ontology annotation, cellular component: membrane. Gene Ontology annotation, biological process: G protein-coupled receptor signaling pathway. The record is from RefSeq and is a predicted model, not a curated record.
AUGGAAAAUGUAGGUAGUGACAAUAUUGAUUAUGAUGUAAAGGCAAAAAAUAAAUGUAGCUUGGUUUCUUGGCUUCCAAAUGUACAGCCUUUUGCUAUUGAACUUGGACAUCUACUUCUUCACAAAACCUUAUUUUCGAAGGCCAGUGAUGAGAAACCACACAACUAUAACAACUUCAUUCUCCUGGGUCUGACAGAUGACCCACAACUGCAAGUUUUGGUUUUUGUCUUUCUAUUUCUCACUUACAUGUUGAGUGUUGCAGGGAACCUGACUAUUAUCACCCUCACAUUGGUGGAUCCCCACCUUAAAACACCUAUGUACUUUUUCCUCAGAAAUUUUUCCUUCUUAGAAGUUUCAUUUACCACUGUCUGUAUUCCUAGAUUCCUGUACAGUGUAUCAAGUGGAGACAAUUCCAUUACCUACAAUGCUUGUGCAAGUCAAAUAUUCUUUGUUAUUCUGUUUGGAGCAACAGAAUUUUUUCUGUUAGCAGCCAUGUCUUAUGAUUGCUAUGUGGCCAUCUGUAAACCCCUGCAUUACAUGACCAUAAUGAGUCACAAGAUGUGUAUCUUAAUAGUCCUCUCCUGUUGGGUAGCUGGCUUGAUGAUCAUUGUUCUACCACUUAGUUUGGGCCUGCAGCUUGAAUUCUGUGACUCCAAUGCCAUUGACCAUUUUAGCUGUGAUGCAAGUCCCAUUUUAAAGAUCUCAUGCUCAGACACAUGGGUGAUAGAACAAAUAGUAAUAUUUAUGGCUGUGUUUGCACUCAUUAUUACUCUGGUCUGUGUGGUUCUGUCCUACACAAACAUCAUCAGGACAAUUCUGAGAUUCCCUUCUAUGCAGCAAAGAAAAAAGGCCUUUUCUACCUGCUCGUACCACAUGAUUGUGGUUUCCCUCACCUAUGGAAGCUAUAUUUUCAUCUACAUCAAGCCAUCAGCAAAGGAAGAGGAGACCAUAAAUAAAGGAGUUUCAGUUCUCACUACUUCUGUUGCACCUUUGUUAAACCCUUUCAUUUAUACCCUGAGGAACAAGCAAGAGAAACACACUUUCAAUAACUCUAUGAUGAAGAUUGCAUUUCUGUCAAAGAAGAAGUUUUGCAGAAUUAGAGUAAAAUGA